Molecule: messenger RNA, 507 nt
Organism: Mesorhabditis spiculigera
Lineage: Eukaryota; Metazoa; Nematoda; Chromadorea; Rhabditida; Rhabditidae
Source: the annotation of a GenBank genome assembly
AUGGCCCCGGCCCGGUCAAGCGCGCGGAUCGGUCCCAGCAACACCAUGGACGAUCUGAUAUUGAGUCUCGACGAGGAAACGUCGCGCGUGCCCAAGAGGCUGCAGAAGCUUCGUGAGCUGAUACCUAGCCGCACCCCGUUCUCCAUCGAGCUGACCCUGUUGGUGACGUUGCCGGCUUCGGACUUCGCGGCCCCUCCCGAGCCGAGAUCCAUCCGUCCGCCCGCGAACGGCGACUUCCGCUUCCGCUCCCUGCUCGACACAUCCCUGCACGACUUCACGAUCCGCUGCCUGGGCGGGGUGGUGACGGCGACGCGCGAAUCGCUCUACCAGGCGUCGAUUCAUUUUCGAGAUUUCUUCGAGACGCAACGCGACGUGGUGGUAACGGCCGAAAAUGCGAACUGUUUGCCCGUCAAGCAGUCCCUUCAAUUCCUCCUCACCGGCACAUUCGAGCACGACGGCGAGAUGACGCCCGCCCACGCCCGUCAGCUCUUUGACGUCUCCAGAAAG